Molecule: messenger RNA, 856 nt
Organism: Hordeum vulgare subsp. vulgare (domesticated barley)
Lineage: Eukaryota; Viridiplantae; Streptophyta; Magnoliopsida; Poales; Poaceae
Exons: 3
Coding region: 1-468 (155 amino acids)
Source: RefSeq, a predicted model, not a curated record
AUGUAUUGGUUUCUUGUGUAUCUGCUUCUUCACUACUUGUCAGCACAUGGCAAAUCAAUUAUUUGUGUGCAGAAACUAGGCAUUACACUCUCCCAAGAGCGGAACCCUGGGACCUCGCUCGCGCAUGCAACGUCAUCCCUGAGCCAGGCGGCGCUGGAUGCGUUAGGGGCGUCGUCGGGGGCGCGCACAGUCGUCGACCUCGACACAACAGCCUGCGUCUCCCAUCUCUCCGUACCCGCCCUCCUCGACUUCGUUGACGCCCGCCAUCGCCCCCCCAUGUUGCUAUAUGAGCUCGCCGCGGCCCACGACGGUAUGGAACCGGAUGCCAACCUCUUCGUCUGCAACCCCCUCAGCGCCCAGCUGGUCCGCCUCCUGUCCCCGGCAUGGAUGUCCCAAGAUGAGCACCUCUUUCGCCUGUUAGCAAAUAAGCCACGACGGGCAUGUGCAGUGCGCGCGCGCGCGCGCUGAACGUUCGGUGCAGUCUGUGAUCGCGUCGUGUGAGUGUCUGGCCAUAAUCCGACCAUUGUUUGGACGGUCCGACUUGGGUAUGGCCAUUAUCUGGGGCAUGUCCAGAUAGCGUGUGUGUGUGCGUGCGUGUGCGCAUCCAUCGGACGGGAGUAGGACUAGGUCCAGGUGUUUACGGGAUCGCGAGGUGGGCGUGACAGUUGCGGGCUUGCCGCGAGCCGUGCGCGUGGUGGCCGCAGGCGGAGCGGGCCGAUCGAGGCACCGACUGGGUAGGGAUCGUGCGGAUCGUGCCCAGCUAUAAAAGGCCUCGAGCUGAUCAUUGUAAUUGUGUGGUGUUUGGGUUCGUGCUCGAGGAUUGCCGUUCGAGUGGUAGGCAUAUGUGCGUCGGAAA